AGAUGUUUGAAAUCGCAGUCAUUUACGCUCGACAAUUUUUACAAUAGCCUUGAGCCAUAAUUUUGCGAGGCUCUUCAGCAUCCAUCCCCCUUGCAUGGUCUCUCUCCACUGGCCAUGCACGACCGUUUCUCUCCCCAACCGUGGAUUUCCUAUUACUCUCGUUACGACUCACUGAGCCCCAGGCCCAAGGAUAAUGAUGUGUUGUUUCUUGGUAGCAUAAUUUGUCACACGUACAUUUUUUUCUUCUUCUUCUCUUGCAGAAAGCUCUGCUCACUCUCUCCCUCUCCUUAUUCUCUCUUCUCUCUCUCCCUCCGUCACUCAUUUUUUCUUUCUUUGCUAAUUCACAAUGAUCAAAUGAUGAACGACAAAAUAAAUUGUAAAGAGUGACUGACUGGAGUUUGGGAGCAAGAAGGUUGUGUUCUUUUUUUUUUUUUUCUGGAUCAAACCACAAACCUUUUAAAAAGAAGGCGUUUAAUCCUUCUAGGGUGGAAAGCUUUAGUGAUCCUAUACUUUGGCAUCUGAUUGCGAACAGGUCCAAACGACAAGUGCAAGCAAAGUCGGCCAUGUCCAGAUCGGGGGACAGGACCUCCACCUUUGACCCGAGUCAUAGCGACAAUCUGUUGCACGGCCUUAACCUUUUGUGGAGGAAGCAGCUCUUCUGUGAUGUAACUCUCACAGCCCAGGGGCAACAGUUUCAUUGUCAUAAAGCUGUGUUGGCCUCCUGCUCCCAGUAUUUUAGAUCCCUGUUUUCCAGUCACUUGGGACAGGACGGACUGUCAGCUGUCCCCAAGGACCAACAGCAACAACAGUCAGAUGAGCCUGGUACCCCAUCAUCCUCACCAGAGGACAAGCUCAUGGUCAGCCCCAGAGCCAUUAACAACCUGGUCCUGCAAGGCUGCUCCUCAAUAGGACUUCGUCUUGUGCUGGAGUACCUAUAUACAGCUAAUGUCACUUUGUCUCUGGACACAGUAGAGGAAGUACUAUCAGUGAGUAAGAUCUUACACAUCCCUCAAGUCACAAAGCUCUGUGUACAGUUCUUGAAUGACCAGAUCUCGGUGCAGAAUUACAAGCAAGUGUGCAAGAUAGCUGCUCUUCAUGGCCUGGAGGAGACAAAGAAGCUAGCUAAUAAAUAUCUAGUGGAGGAUGUGCUUUUACUAAAUUUUGAGGAGAUGCGCACAAUGCUUGACUCCCUUCCACCACCUGUGGAGUCAGAGCUUGCCCUCUUCCAGAUGUCUGUGCUCUGGCUGGAGCAUGAUAGGGAAACCCGUAUGCAGUAUGCCCCAGACUUGAUGAAGAGGCUUCGAUUUGCCCUCAUACCAGCACCAGAACUGGUGGAGAGGGUUCAGUCUGUGGACUUCAUGAGGACUGACCCAGUCUGUCAGAAACUUCUGCUGGAUGCUAUGAACUAUCACCUUAUGCCUUUUAGGCAGCACUGCAGACAGACCCUAGCCAGCAGAAUUCGAUCCAACAAGAAGAUGCUGUUAUUAGUUGGAGGAUUGCCCCCAGGACCAGACCGGUUGCCCAGUAAUCUGGUACAGUACUAUGAUGAUGAAAAGAAGACCUGGAAAAUACUGACAAUUAUGCCGUACAAUAGCGCACAUCAUUGCGUGGUAGAAGUGGAAAACUUCUUAUUUGUGUUGGGUGGAGAAGAUCAGUGGAAUCCUAAUGGAAAACAUAGUACAAACUUUGUAAGCCGAUAUGACCCAAGAUUUAACAGCUGGAUACAGCUCCCACCUAUGCAAGAAAGGAGAGCAAGUUUCUAUGCAUGCCGGCUCGAUAAACAUCUAUAUGUAGUUGGAGGCAGAAAUGAAACAGGCUACUUGUCAAGUGUAGAGUGCUACAACUUAGAAACGAAUGAAUGGCGCUAUGUUUCCUCUUUACCGCAGCCCUUGGCAGCACAUGCAGGAGCAGUGCACAAUGGGAAAAUAUACAUAUCAGGUGGUGUUCACAAUGGAGAAUAUGUCCAGUGGUUAUACUGCUAUGACCCAGUCAUGGACGUUUGGGCCCGAAAACAAGAUAUGAACACAAAGAGGGCUAUACACGCUUUAGCAGUAAUGAAUGAUCGACUGUAUGCAAUUGGCGGAAACCAUUUAAAAGGAUUUUCUCACUUGGAUGUCAUGCUUGUGGAAUGCUAUGACCCAAAAGGAGACCAGUGGAAUAUCCUACAGACACCUAUUUUGGAAGGUCGCAGUGGGCCUGGGUGUGCAGUGCUGGAUGAUCGGUUUUACCUUGUCGGAGGCUACAGUUGGAGUAUGGGUGCCUACAAGUCAUCUACUAUUUGUUACAGUCCUGAGAAAGCAAGUUGGACGGAGCUGGAAGGAGAUGUUGCUGAACCACUAGCAGGUCCGGCCUGUGCGACGGUGAUACUGCCAGCCUGUGUCCCCUAUAACAAAUAACACAGAGACAUUUUGAGGGCAUUAUAAAAGCACGGACCUUGUAAUAUUGCAAGAGUGAGACAUUUUGUUUGAAUGUUAUUCUUCAUUUGAACUGCUUUAAAAGCAAGUUAUGACUGGAAAUUGUUUAACAAGAAUUUAAGUAUAUAACGUCCAGCACCAGAAUAACAUUUUACCAGUGUAGAAACAGAGCUGUGCCUAGUUCUGCCUACAAAAAUUAUGAAGUCAUAUUGACAUUCAUCUUUAAUUACUCUUUACUUCUACAGUACAGCACCUUUUAAUUAGAUUUUUCAUAGAUGAUGUGAAAUAAUAUGUAUAUAUUACUAAAUCUCUGUUAAUUACCGUGAGUGGUAUAAAAAGAAUUCCUUUUGUCUGAAAGACAACAGUGCCGUAAUUGUAAUAGAAAUUGCUGCACAAUACAUGAGAAAAGCUGUCUGUUAGCAGCUAUUCUGGUGGUACUUGAAAGCAGAAACCUGGCUGUGAGCAGCUUCUCAAAUCACAAUAGCAAGAUCCUUGUGAAUCCCAGCAGAUUGACCAAUCACAAAGCUAAAAUUCUUGGAAUGUUGUCUGCUUAAUACAUUUUUUUAAUAAAAAGAAAGUAAUGUCA
Bombina bombina (fire-bellied toad) is the source of this 3000-nucleotide messenger RNA. RefSeq names its product kelch like family member 14 (gene KLHL14). The coding region runs from base 564 to 2396 and encodes 610 amino acids. Gene Ontology annotation, molecular function: protein binding. NCBI's taxonomy places the organism in Eukaryota, Metazoa, Chordata, Amphibia, Anura, Bombinatoridae. The transcript has 9 exons. The record is from RefSeq and is a predicted model, not a curated record.